UACGAGCUCCACCGAGAGUAAUGUUACAGAAGCGAAGACUGAAGACACUGCGUAUCGCUGGUGUUCCACAUACAGCCAUUGCAGUGCAUUGACAUACAGCGGCAGCCUUUGAUUAUACCGAUACGAAGAUGGGUAAAGAUCCUGCAAAGCCGAGGGGAAAGAUGUCCUCUUAUGCCUACUUUGUUCAGACGUGCCGGGAGGAGCACAAGAAGAAGCACCCGGAAGCUUCAGUCAACUUCUCAGAGUUCUCCAAGAAGUGCUCUGAGAGAUGGAAGACAAUGUCUGCCAAGGAAAAGGGGAAGUUUGAGGAUCUGGCUAAGCUUGAUAAAGUGCGCUAUGAAAGGGAGAUGAGAAGCUACAUCCCUCCCAAGGGAGAGAAGAAGAAGAGGUUUAAGGACCCCAAUGCCCCAAAGAGACCACCGUCUGCGUUCUUCAUCUUCUGCGCUGAUUUCCGGCCCCAGGUGAAGGGAGAGACCCCGGGCCUGUCCAUCGGUGACGUGGCCAAGAAACUGGGAGAGAAGUGGAACAAGCUCACAGCUGAGGACAAAGUGCCGUACGAGAAGAAGGCCGCCAAGCUGAAGGAGAAGUAUGAGAAGGACAUCACCGCGUACCGCAACAAGGGUAAGGUUCCCGUCAGCAUGCCGGCAAAGGCUGCCGCUCCCGCCAAGGACGACGAUGAUGACGACGACGAAGAUGACGACGAAGACGACGAUGAUGACGAUGAUGAGGAUGACGAGUAGAUCACCGCUGUUCACUGCGGAGCUGAUCCUUUCUUGUUUAUAAAACAUUUAACCCCCCCAUGUACACACAUCACUUACUCAAAACGAAAAGUAACAUGAAGAUGUUAUAAAAAAAAAAGAAAACAAAGAAAAAUUCUGUACCAAAAAAAAUGUAUCCGCUGUGUAUAAGAAUUGUUUUUAAGCUGUACAGUUUUUGUUUUUUUUCUCCUCCCUUUUUGUAUAGUUAACACUACAAAAGUGUAAUAUGUGUUUGUCAGUGCUUUUCCCAGUUAAUUUCUCCCGCUAUGUUUUCCUCCUUCGCAGUGGUAGUUCCUGUAUACCACUAUUAUCCCGGGGUACAUCCCAAAUGACACCCCCUUACCCAUUUAGUGCACUAGUUUUGACCAGGUCGCCUUGCUCUUUAGUCAAACAGGGUACACUGUGUAGGGAACAUGGUGUCAUUUGGGAUCUAGCCCUGCCUGGUACAGGUAAAAACAUCUAGGCAACCGAUGGGUCUGUUUGCCCUAGCUAGCAGUGCACAGCAGAACACAAACCUAGUUCUAUAUGUGGGGUCCUAGUGGUUCUUCUGUCUCCAAUGACUGGUGUAUUUGUUCUUUUUUUGUUUUUUUAAAUGAUGUAUUAUCAAAUUGCCGUAUUAGCAUAAAGUUAUUUUACUGUACUAUUUGAAUACCACUGUAAUUGCGAGAGAAAAAAGAUAGGAUUGCAUUUUUGUUGAGAUUCUGAAUUGCUUCUGACGUCAAUAAACCUUUUUUUUUUU
Esox lucius (northern pike) is the source of this 1497-nucleotide messenger RNA. RefSeq names its product high mobility group box 1a (gene hmgb1a). Gene Ontology annotation, biological process: regulation of transcription by RNA polymerase II. The coding region runs from base 129 to 740 and encodes 203 amino acids. NCBI's taxonomy places the organism in Eukaryota, Metazoa, Chordata, Actinopteri, Esociformes, Esocidae. Gene Ontology annotation, cellular component: nucleus. The record is from RefSeq and is a predicted model, not a curated record. The transcript has 5 exons. Gene Ontology annotation, molecular function: DNA binding, bending.